Dinoponera quadriceps is the source of this 1027-nucleotide messenger RNA. RefSeq names its product protein CREG1 (gene CREG). The coding region runs from base 107 to 949 and encodes 280 amino acids. The record is from RefSeq and is a predicted model, not a curated record. The transcript has 5 exons. NCBI's taxonomy places the organism in Eukaryota, Metazoa, Arthropoda, Insecta, Hymenoptera, Formicidae.
AUUAGUCGCGUACAGUCAGAGGUGCAGUUUCAUCGCACGUAGCUACCUUUAUUUCGAAAGAAAUAUUUUCUUCGCCUCUUUUUCUAAAAACAUCACAGAUACAAUAAUGCGAGCCGUGAGUAUUAUUAUUAUUGUAUCCAUUCUGAUAAGUGAACGAAACAAGAUCGACGCAAAACCGAACGAUGAACAAUGGAAGGAAUUUGAAGAAUUUCUGAACUGGAAACAAGAGAAGGAGCAGCGCAAGUACGAUACAAAUUACAACACAUUGACGACGCAAGUUCGUGAGAUCGAUGGAAAGGAUCAUAACCAAGUUGUACUAGACCCACCGCCAAUGAAUGAGGCAGCAUUAAUGGCCAGAUACAUCGUUAAUCAAGCUGAUUGGACGGCUGUAGCAACGAUAAGCACACGAAGAGAUGUCGCGACGUUUCCCGUUGCGAACAUAAUUGCCCUUGCCGAUGGACAAAUCGGUAGCGGAUCGGGAAUCCCAUAUGUGUAUCUCACCCAUUUUGACUUUACCGCUCAAGAUCUUGCUGUGGACCAUCGUGCGACUCUUCUAGUGACAUUGGCACAAGGCAACUAUUGUAAGAGCAAAGAUUGGGACCCAAUGGACCCGCGAUGUGGAAGAGUUUUCCUAACUGGAACGAUUAAAGCACUGAUGGAUAACACUACUGCAGAAUACGUAUUUGCAAAACAAGCGAUAUUUGGUCGUCACCCACAUUUGAAAAACAUGCCUGAAGAUCAUCAUUUUUUUAUCGCCAAGUUGAAGAUAUCAGCAAUUGCUAUGGUAGACAACUUUGGUGGACCGAAAUACAUCGCCAUAAAUGAUUAUUUGCAUCCAGCAGCGGACAAUAUUGAGGAAGGAUUGCAACGUUUUUUAAUGGAACAGGCGUCUCGAGAGAACUUCAAUUCUAAAGUGAAGCUCCCAAUUUAUGAAGCUCGCAGAGUAUAGGACUGAAACAACCAUUGAAAAGGAUAUUUCUUAUCAAUUUAUAUAAUGUUAAUAAAAUCAUUUAUUUCUAUACGCAUA